Molecule: messenger RNA, 567 nt
Organism: Cladophialophora yegresii CBS 114405
Lineage: Eukaryota; Fungi; Ascomycota; Eurotiomycetes; Chaetothyriales; Herpotrichiellaceae
Product: 60S ribosomal protein L17
Exons: 3
Coding region: 1-567 (188 amino acids)
Biological process (GO): cytoplasmic translation
Cellular component (GO): cytosolic large ribosomal subunit; ribosome
Molecular function (GO): structural constituent of ribosome
Source: RefSeq, a predicted model, not a curated record
AUGGUCCGCUACGCCCCUGCCGACCGCAUUCCCAGUGCCCGUUCGGCUCGAAGCCGUGGCAGUUACCUGCGUGUCAGCUUCAAGAACACCCGCGAGACGGCCCAGGCCAUCAACGGAUGGAAACUUGACCGCGCUCUCCAAUACCUCGAAAAUGUCAAAGGACUCAAGGAGGCUGUACCCAUGAGGAGAUAUGCAGGCAGCACAGGCCGAACCGCACAAGGCAAACAAUUCGGUGUCUCGAAAGCCCGCUGGCCCGUCAAGUCCGCCGAGUUCUUGAUCGGCCUGUUGAAGAAUGCCGAAGCGAAUGCCGAUACCAAGGGUCUCGAUACCUCGAAACUCAUUGUCAAGCACAUCCAAGUCAACCAAGCCCCCAAGCAGCGCCGCCGCACGUACCGGGCUCACGGGCGUAUCAACCCGUACAUGUCGAAUCCCUGCCACAUCGAAUUGAUCUUGACGGAAGCGGAGGAGGCGGUCACCAAGGCCGAAGAGUUGGGUGUCGAGAAGGGCACACGUUUGAGCACCAGACAGCGUGCUGCCCGGAGGCAGAAGGCCAUUGCCGCUGCGUAA